AUGGAAGUGGAUCGACUUUUGGCCAGCUGUGAACUGAUCGAGGCCAGAAGAAGGGAGACACUCUACGACGUCAUCACUGCACCUGCCAUUCAACAUUUUGCAGAAAUGGGGAUCCACUGUAUAGUUGACGUGUCACCAAGUGGAAUUCAACGUCUUCAUUCUCUUCGCAUCUAUCCCAUUGUUAUUCGUAUCAAAUUCAAAUCGGCCAAGCAAAUCAAAGACGUUAAGGAAGACUUCUGUGGAGAGAAAAUCACCACAAAACAAGCUAAGGAUCUCAUCGACAAGGCGUCCGCCGUGGAAAAAGAACUGGAGGCGAUGAAUUGUUCAGCUUCGGUACUGAUGGUCACUUCACAAGGCCCAGCUAGAGGAGUUGUGAAGCAUGUGUGUCAACAGAUUGUGACUCUGAUAGAACAUGAACAGAAGAAAACCAUCUGGAUGACAACUCCACAGUAA
Cooperia oncophora is the source of this 453-nucleotide messenger RNA. The record is from the annotation of a GenBank genome assembly. NCBI's taxonomy places the organism in Eukaryota, Metazoa, Nematoda, Chromadorea, Rhabditida, Trichostrongylidae.